This is a messenger RNA of Orbicella faveolata, 1961 nucleotides long. Its product is annotated as spastin-like. Gene Ontology annotation, molecular function: ATP hydrolysis activity; microtubule severing ATPase activity; ATP binding. Gene Ontology annotation, cellular component: microtubule cytoskeleton. Lineage: Eukaryota; Metazoa; Cnidaria; Anthozoa; Scleractinia; Merulinidae. The record is from RefSeq and is a predicted model, not a curated record.
AUCUCCACUUAUCAAAGAGAAAGUGGAAGUGAAAUAGUUUGUUAUGAGUUACAUUGCCCUAAAUGAAUCAUAAUGGCAGUUACCUGUCACUGGUAGCUUCUCCAUUCGUAUCCUUAUGGAAUACACUAUACUUUGUGUUUGUAACUUUGCUCUGGUCAAAAUUGUUCGGCACUAAAAAGAAGAAGGUAAACAGAUCACAUCGAUAUCAAGUCACACGAAGUUCAUACAUGGCCUCUCGGUCUCCUCGAGACAGGGGACCUUGCAAAUCUCAAAACUCCGUGGAUGAAAGCGACGAGGGGUUACCAGGAGAAAUAGUUAGUCUUCGAGCACAUCAUAAGCAAGCUUAUGGAUACAUUGCGAAGGCUUUGCAGAUAGAUGAGGAAGGAGGAGGCCUGGCAACAAAGAAACGAGCUGUGGAUUUUUACAAAAAAGGAAUAAAUGAGUUGGAGACUGGUCUUCAAAUAAGUUGUGAUGAAGAAGGUGAGGAAUGGCAGAAAGCACGAAAACUUCAAGAUAAAAUGAAAUCAAACCUGAAGAAUACAAGAGAAAGAUUAGAUGAAUUAGUGGCCCUGUUGUUAUCAGCAUCUACCAUUGAUGAUCAAGAAGCUGCUAAGCUUAUGGAAGAAAUGGCAGAAGAAGUCAAAGCUGAAGGAACAGCACGUCCAAAGAAUAAUGUUAGUAAACCAUCUUCAACAAAAGAUAAUGCUGCAGUGCUUCGGAAAACAGCAAAUCCCAAAGAUGGUGCAUCUAAACCGGCUUCUAAAGGUGUAAGUUGCACAGUCAAAAAGACAAAUCCUUUGUCUAGUGUGCCAAGUGUUAGACCUACUGUAUCAGGAUGCAGUCCAUUGACAAGCAGGAGAAACCCCACACAGGCCAAACCUCCAGGAAGGUCUGGUGUCACAGCUGGUGCAGAGGAUGGCAGAUUGAAGCAAAUAAAUGACUACAAGAAAAAAAUUUCACACAUCAAAAACAUUGAUUCCAAGUUAGCCAAUCACAUCUUGGAUGAAAUAAUAGAAAGUGGGUCCCCUGUGCACUUUGACGACAUAGCUGGUGCAGAGAAUGCUAAGAAACUACUUCAAGAGAUUGUGAUCCUUCCGUAUCUUAGACCUGAGCUUUUUACUGGUUUAAGAGCUCCAGCUCGUGGUCUUCUGUUGUUUGGUCCCCCAGGAAACGGAAAAACAAUGUUGGUUGGUGAGGGUGAAAAACUUGUUCGAGCUCUAUUCGCUGUCGCUAGAGAGCUUCAACCAAGUAUAAUUUUUAUUGAUGAAGUGGAUUCUUUACUCUGUGAGAGAAAAGAGGGCGAACAAGAGCACAGUCGAAGAAUGAAAACAGAAUUUCUAGUGUCUUUUGACGGAGUUAUUGCUGACCCCAAUGAGAGAAUAUUAGUGAUGGGAGCCACUAACAGGCCACAAGAACUUGAUGAUGCAGCUCUUAGGCGGAUGGUAAAAAGAGUAUAUGUACCGCUACCGGACAAAGAGACAAGGAAAGUCCUUUUGUACAAGCUUCUAGUAAAAAAUCACAAUCCACUAUCUGAGAGUGAAAUGGAGACGUUAGCCAGGCAAACUGAGGGUUACUCUGGUAGUGACCUGACAGCCCUCGCUCGUGAUGCAGCGUUGGGACCUAUUAGGGAACUUCGACCCGACCAAAUCCAGUCCGUGGACGCAGCUAAGGUUCGUGAUAUUCAAUAUAGCGACUUCAGAAACUCAUUGAGAGUAAUUCGACCCAGUCUUUCGCCCCAUUCAUUGAAAUUCUUCGAGGAGUGGAACAGUUCUUAUGGUAGCAGUGCUUAGGGACUGACAGAAGUGGACUUCUGAGCACCGGCUUAAAUGGAACAAAGAAUGAGUGAUUAACACCCUGUUUACACCAACAGAACACGUUUAGUUAAACCCUGAAGAUUAACGAACUUUAAAGCUACUUGAAAAUUUCGAUAAUAAGCCAGCUUUUAUCUACAGAACGUCUUU